Messenger RNA from Xiphophorus hellerii (green swordtail), 1340 nucleotides. RefSeq names its product recoverin 2 (gene rcvrn2). The coding region runs from base 276 to 857 and encodes 193 amino acids. The record is from RefSeq and is a predicted model, not a curated record. NCBI's taxonomy places the organism in Eukaryota, Metazoa, Chordata, Actinopteri, Cyprinodontiformes, Poeciliidae. Gene Ontology annotation, molecular function: calcium ion binding. The transcript has 4 exons.
GAAUUAACCUAGUCACCUCCUGGAGGGGUGUUUCCCUUCACCAUCCUUAUCUCUUACAGUUCGGCAGUCGAGACAAACAGUCAGUUGUUCAGCCAUUAUCUGCUGCUCACACAAACCCCAGGACUCUGUUUGGCAUUUGACAUCAAGAAAACUCAAACAAGUGAGAAAAAACAUAUUUCAAGACAGUUUCUUUGAACAGGAGAGAAAAAGCAUCUGAAGGACUGAGAGAAGAAGCACAAAACUGACAGCUGACCAAGACUCUGAAAGCAACUGCCAUGGGAAAUGCCACCAGCAGCGCGAUAUCGAAGGAGAUCCUGGAGGAUCUCAAGCUCACCACCAAAUUCACUGAGAUGGAAAUCUGCCAGUGGUAUGAGAACUUUCAGAAGCAGUGUCCCACGGGGCGCAUCACGCCGGAGGAGUUUGAGGAGAUCUACACCCGGUUCUUCCCCGAAACCGAUGCCAAGUGCUACGCACGGCAUGUGUUCCGUUCCUUCGACACCAACGACGACGGCACAUUAGACUUCAAGGAGUAUAUCAUUGCCCUGCACAUGACCUCCAGCGGGAAGACCACCAGGAAACUUGAGUGGGCCUUCUCUUUGUUCGACGUGGACAAAAAUGGGUACAUAAACAAGUCGGAGGUGAAGGAAAUCUGCCAGGCCAUCUUUAAGCUGAUUCCCGAGGACGAGCAGAAGAAGCUACCAGAGGAUGAGAACACACCCGAGAAGAGAGCCAACAAGCUGUGGGCUUACUUUGACAAGAAAGACAAUGAGCGACUGGCUGAAGGAGAGUUUAUCAAGGGAGUGAUUGAAAACGAGAAUGCAAUGCGUCUCAUUCAGUACGAACCCCCUAAACAAUGAAGUCCUUCCGACUUUUCCCUCUCUUCCUGUCUUUCACUCCUGAAGCUCCUGUACGUUUUCUCCUCCUCACAUCAGAUGCCGUCGUUCACUUCACUCGUCCAUCUGUGUAAAUACUAAUUUCUGCUCCGUUGUAACUUUAAAGAAAGUUUUUGAUUUUUUGUUGUUUUACUGUUUGUGAAUAAAUGUCAAUAUAACAGAACCUAGUAGAAGCAAAUUAUGGAAUAGUUCUUACAGUCCCCCAAAAACAUCAUAACUACAUAUAAACUAAUGCACUUAAAAUAGCAGUAUGCAUCGGUUAUAUUGUACUACUGGUGAAUUUUAAAAGUAUUUAAAAAAAAUUCUUUCUGCAGAACAACAUGUUAGGAAUACAAAAUCUAAUUGUUAGUAGUUUUUUUUACAGACUUGAAAUAUCUUGAUUGAGAUUUUAGCUGUUAAGUGUUGUACUUUAUUCACUGAACAAUAAAUUAAAGGUUUUCUCAUACA